AUGAGCACUGAAAGCAUGAUCCGGGACGUGGAGCUGGCCGAGGAGCCGCUCCCCAAGAAGGCGGGGGGCCCCCCGGGCUCCAGAAGGUGCUUCUGCCUCAGCCUCUUCUCCUUCCUCCUCGUCGCAGGAGCCACCACACUCUUCUGCCUGCUGCACUUUGGAGUGAUCGCUGUUUCUCCUUUAGGGGUGACUUGCUCUGAUGCUAAACCUCCUUCUUCUCCCCAACAGCUCCCAAAUGGCCUCCAACUAAUCAGCCCUCUUGCCCAGACAGUCAAAUCAUCUUCUCGAACCCCAAGUGACAAGCCAGUAGCUCAUGUUGUAGCAAACCCCGAAGCUGAGGGGCAGCUCCAGUGGCUGAGCCGACGUGCCAAUGCCCUCCUGGCCAACGGCGUGGAGCUGACAGACAACCAGCUGAUAGUGCCAUCAGAUGGGUUGUAUCUCAUCUACUCCCAGGUCCUCUUCAAGGGCCAAGGAUGCCCUUCCACCCAUGUGCUCCUCACCCACACCAUUAGCCGCUUCGCCGUCUCCUACCAGACAAAGGUCAACCUACUCUCUGCCAUCAAGAGCCCUUGCCAAAGGGAGACCCCAGAGGGGACCGAGGCCAAGCCCUGGUACGAGCCCAUCUACCUGGGAGGGGUCUUCCAACUGGAGAAGGGUGAUCGACUCAGCGCUGAGAUCAAUCUGCCUAACUAUCUGGACUUUGCCGAGUCCGGGCAGGUGUACUUUGGAAUCAUUGCCCUGUAAGGGGGUAGGACGUCCAUUCUUGCCCAAACCGACCCUUUGAUCACUCACUUCCUCUGACCCCUCACCCCCUUCGGGCUUAGAAAGAGAAUUAAGGGCUCAGGGCUGGGCCUCAAGCUUAGAACUUUAAACAACGACACUUAGAAACCUAAGAUCCAGGGAUGUGAGACCCGGAUGACAUGACACAGCACUGGCCACCACCAAGAAUUCAAACCAGGGCUUCCAGCACUCACUGGAGGCCUCAGGUUUGGAUCCCUGAAUGCAACUUGGAAUUCUUGGAAUGUGGGGGUCAGGGAACCUUCAUUUCUGGCUAGAACACUUCAGAACAACCCUUGAGAAGAUCUCAACUAGAAUCUGACAUGAGUGGAUCUCACACCUCCCUUUCGUCAUAUGUUUCCAGACUUCCUGAGAAGGAAAGCCCAGUGACUCCCACGUGGAGCCAGCUCUUCCUAUUUAUGUUUGCACUUGUGAUUAUUUAUUAUUUAUUUAUUAUUUAUUUAUUUACUGAUGGAUGUAUUUAUUUGGGAAGUUGGGGUGUCCUGGAAGACCGAACAUAGGGGCUGCCUUGGCUCAGACAUGUUUUCUGUGAAAACGGAGCUGAACUCUAGGCUGUUCCCACCUGGCCUCCUGGCCUCUGUGCCUCCUUUUGCUUAUGUUUUUCAAAAAUAUUUAUCUGAUAGAGUUAUCUAAACAAUGCUGAUUUGGUGACUGACUGUCGCUACAUCGUGGAACCUCUGCUCCCCAGGGGAGUUAUGUCUGUAAUCGCCCUACUGGUCAGUGGCGAGA
Messenger RNA from Nyctereutes procyonoides (raccoon dog), 1527 nucleotides. It is a transcript of the gene TNF, whose product is annotated as tumor necrosis factor. Bases 1 to 744 code for a protein of 247 amino acids. NCBI's taxonomy places the organism in Eukaryota, Metazoa, Chordata, Mammalia, Carnivora, Canidae. Gene Ontology annotation, cellular component: membrane; cell surface. Gene Ontology annotation, biological process: immune response; positive regulation of transcription by RNA polymerase II; tumor necrosis factor-mediated signaling pathway. The transcript has 4 exons. Gene Ontology annotation, molecular function: tumor necrosis factor receptor binding; CD40 receptor binding; cytokine activity. The record is from RefSeq and is a predicted model, not a curated record.